Molecule: messenger RNA, 914 nt
Organism: Vigna unguiculata (cowpea)
Lineage: Eukaryota; Viridiplantae; Streptophyta; Magnoliopsida; Fabales; Fabaceae
Source: RefSeq, a predicted model, not a curated record
AAACACCACGGUAAUUUGUGAUUCAAACACUCUGUUAUACAUAUAUACUAUGAACCUGGUUAUAAGCUUCAUGAGUAAUAAAAUAUGAGUGGACUAAAUAAUGCCAAAAUGCAGGUUUGGUGGAAGGGGGUGACAUAAAAAAUGUUACUCCCAUGUACACGAAAAAGUUGUUUGACAAAUUACCCUUUGUGGCAUGUGUUGUGAAGGAGUAUAAAGGAAAUGGGUUGGGGGAUCUGUUUCUCACUGUUAAGGACUCAAAGCACACUAUCCAGGCUAACGUUCACAAUAAAGCAGUUUCACAUGCUAAAUGUGGUCUACUGAUUGGUAUUGGGGUUGUAAUUUUACUGAAACAAGUGUUUGUAUUCAAUUCUAAGGCAGAUAAGUUGUACUUAAACAUCACUCUAAGGAAUAUUGUUAAGUUCUUCAACCAUGACAUCAGUGAUCCAACAAUGGAAGAGGUAGCAGCUUCACACAAAGGUUGAUGUAGAAAAGGAACCACCCCAACAACCUGUUCAGGCACAGAUAAACCAUACAUAACCACUUAUUGUAAACCCUGAUGUUGAACCAAUUGUUCAGCAAAAUGUGGAAAUCAAUAUGGAUCCAAAUAUGGAGCAUUUGGACCAAAUCCUUGUGCAGACAAUAAAGGAUAGUAGUGAAGAUGAGAAAAUAACCUACAUCAGCAUUAAUGAUAGAAUUAAAAGCUUGGUUGAUCCUUUCAAGAAAUUCAAGAACACUCAGGCAGGGCAAUCAUCAAAGCCACAACCAUAGUGCCAAGUAUAUCCCAUUAAAUAUUAUGGUUUUCGAUGACAUCCUGAACUCAAUGUUAAGUUUAGUUUUAUUGUGUCAAACGUUAUCUUAUGCAAAACAUUAUGGGUAUUUUGAUUUUUAAAUUGAUUGUAAUGUAUGACAUGUAA